This is a messenger RNA of Epinephelus moara (kelp grouper), 4235 nucleotides long. It is a transcript of the gene p4ha1b, whose product is annotated as prolyl 4-hydroxylase, alpha polypeptide I b. Gene Ontology annotation, biological process: peptidyl-proline hydroxylation to 4-hydroxy-L-proline. The transcript has 16 exons. The record is from RefSeq and is a predicted model, not a curated record. NCBI's taxonomy places the organism in Eukaryota, Metazoa, Chordata, Actinopteri, Perciformes, Serranidae. Gene Ontology annotation, molecular function: iron ion binding; procollagen-proline 4-dioxygenase activity; L-ascorbic acid binding. The coding region runs from base 232 to 1944 and encodes 570 amino acids. Gene Ontology annotation, cellular component: endoplasmic reticulum.
CAAAGUCUCCAGCAGCAGCAGACUUUAUGCAUGUGAGCUUCUGCACGUACCAUCCAGACUUUUAAGAAUCCAGCCCUUACCACCAGAUGGCCAACAGUGCGCUGAAACAUCCCUGAUAGGACGAGCCACCAGACUGCGUGUUCAUCUCCUCACCGUUAGCUGCACCGGGUCCGGGCUGAGCUGAGACUCUAAGAGGACCGAACAAGCGGGGGGACACAUUUCUGCUGCAGGAUGUACUCGUUUAGGAUGGAGCUGCCCUGUUGUUGUUUAUUGUUGCUGAGUUGUCUGCAGUCACUCUCGGCCAACUCUGAGUUCUUCACCUCCAUAGGCCAGAUGACAGAUCUGUUGUACACAGAAAAAGACCUCGUCACCUCUCUAAAGGACUACAUCAGAGCAGAGGAGAACAAGCUUGAGCAGGUCAAACGGUGGGCUGAUAAGUUGGAUUCGUUGUCCAACACAGCCGUACAGGACCCUGAAGGCUUCCUGGGACACCCUGUCAACGCCUUCAAACUGAUGAAGAGGCUGAACACAGAGUGGGGAGACCUGGAGAGCCUUGUACUCAAGGACACUACUGAUGGAUUUAUUUCCAACCUGACCAUCCAGAGACAGUACUUCCCUACAGAUGAGGACCAGACCGGGGCGGCUAAAGCUCUCCUCCGGUUACAAGACACUUACAGACUGGAUGCCAACACCAUCUCUACAGGAAACCUACCUGGAGUGAAACACAAGAGCAGUAUGACAGUAGAGGACUGUUACGAGCUGGGGAAAAUCGCCUACACUGAUGUCGAUUACUACCACACAGAGCUGUGGAUGGCCCAGGCCCUGAAACAGCUCGAUCAGGGAGAGGAGUCCACUAUCGAUAAGGUGACAGUGAUCGACUACCUCAGCUACGCCAUCUACCAGCAGGGGGAGAUAGAGCGAGCCCUGGAGUACACCAAGAGGCUGCUUGAACUGGACCCAGAGCACCAGCGUGCAAAGGGCAACCUGAAGUACUUUGAGUUCCAGUUGGAGAAGCAGAAAAAGGCUGAGAAGGACGAACCUAAAAAAGAGAAGGAGCGAGUGAAAAGAGAGCCGAGUAAAAAGAAGGAGAAGUCCAAUAAGAAGAUGACCGUACCGCAUCUCCCAGAGAGGAAGAAGUAUGAGAUGCUUUGUCGUGGGGAGGGCAUCAGAAUGACCCCCCGCAGGCAGAGCCGGCUGUUCUGCCGUUACUAUGACAACAAUCGCAACCCCAUGUAUGUGCUGAGACCUGUCAAACAGCAAGAUGAGUGGGACCGCCCCUACAUCGUCCGCUACUUGGACAUCAUCAGUGACAGUGAAAUGGAGAGGAUCAAGCAACUGGCAAAGCCACGACUUCGCAGGGCCACCAUCUCCAACCCCAUCACAGGAGUGCUGGAGACAGCGUCGUACCGGAUCAGCAAAAGGCGAGCCACGGUGCAUGACCCCCUAACUGGGAAACUUACCACGGCCCAGUACAGAGUCUCCAAGAGUGCUUGGCUCACAGGCUAUGAAGAUCCAAUGAUUGACAAGAUCAACCAGAGAAUCGAAGAUCUCACAGGACUGGAAAUGGACACAGCAGAAGAGCUGCAGGUUGCAAACUAUGGUGUUGGAGGUCAGUACGAGCCUCACUUUGACUUUGGAAGGAAAGAUGAGCCAGAUGCCUUUAAAGAGCUGGGCACUGGCAACCGCAUAGCAACAUGGCUCUUCUACAUGACUGAUGUACCAGCAGGUGGAGCCACAGUAUUCCCAGAUGUUGGUGCAGCAGUUUGGCCCCAGAAGGGCAGUGCAGUGUUCUGGUACAAUCUGUUUCCCAGCGGGGAGGGAGACUACAGCACCCGACAUGCAGCGUGUCCAGUGCUGGUCGGCAACAAGUGGGUAUCAAACAAAUGGAUCCAUGAACGAGGCCAGGAGUGGCGGCGACCUUGUAGCCUAAAUGAGACGGAUUAAUGGCAAAUGGAAACCUCCUCUUCACCUCCCUGGCUCUCUAUCUCCUUCCUUGUGAACCACCCAGGGCCAGAGAACACUGCUGCAGAUCACAGAUGAUACAUAUGGAUACAUGGCUCACUCCUUGUCUUCAAACACUCUCAGUUCCUCUCCAGCUAUUACGCUCUGAGCCCAGAUAUUGUUUGGGUUAAUGUCGAGCCCCUGGACAGUAUUAGCAUCGCUGUGACAGAUAACAUGUUCUUAAGGUUGUCGGAUGGUUUGGAGAAACACUCGUGCCCUUUUUCACUCCCGUGUGGUUGUCUUUGCACUCUGUAUGAACUUUAGCUCUGUGGUGAGGUUAUCCGUCAGUGGUGACCGUAGGGACCAGCUUCCUCCCUGUCUGUCUGAAACUUAAAGUUACACUUUAAGUUUUUAAGAGGCCUGUCUGAUUCAUUGUAUUCCUUUCAUUUUAUUAACAGAGCAACUGGGCGUGUGGUUUUUAGAAAAUGAAAGGAUUUUAACAAUGGAAAUCAGCAGGGCUGUACAUUAUUUGUUCUUAAAUUUCCAUGCACCACUUUCAAAACAGUUUGUUUUUCUUCAACUGGCUUGUUGUUCACUGAAUUUCUCUCUUUUCCUUCUUUUACAAUCCCUGUUUCUAGUAACUUCCAUUUAAAGCCAAAGUAAGUGCUCCGUGGAAAGAAUGAACAACUCAGCAAAAUGGUCAAACUCCAAAAAAAACAAAACUGACCACAAUCCGCGCUCUUCAUUCCCUGUAAGCUGUGCAACUGAUCAGAGCUGAUUUAAGUUGCACGGCUAGAUCUAUGCAGUGCAUUUCGACACAUCACAUUCCUUGAUUGUCUGCUUCAAAGCCUGGUGUGUGUUUUUAACUCAUCUGAAUGGGCACACUAUGAGAUAGAUUUGUUGUACUUGAACACAAGGUGUUUACAAAUGCAUGGGCACACUUAAAGGAACAGUGUAUAAGAUUUAGGGGGAUUUAGUGGCAUCUAGUGGUGAGGAUUGUAAAUUGUAACCAGCUGAAACUGCUCCUGGUUAGAAUUCCUUCAGUGUGUAUUGUUGAGGAGGUUUAUAGCAGGAGCCGAAUUAUCCACAGAGGUCUCUUCCUCUGAUUUAAACCGAUAAAAACACAGAAUAAUGCAGUUUCAGGUUAAGGGGCUGCUGACUACAGCGGCAGUGAAAACGUGAGUGGCCCUGUCUGGAGCAUGUACUCGGUUUGUCCGCUCUGGGCUACUGUAGAAACAUGGCAAUCUCUGUGGAUGAGGACCCGCUCCCUGUGUAGAUAUAAACAGCUCAAUUUAAGGUCCCAAAGCACAACAAUUUUUAACUUUCAGGUGAUUAUUCACUAAAGAAAACAUACUUAUUAGGGCUGUCAAGCUAUUAAUCAUUUACAUCAGUUUUUGCUCUCAAAGUAUUUAAAAAAUGUCACUGAAUUUUGGCAGAUGUGUCGUAGUAAAGCUGCUGGAUUUUGGACGCAAUAUUGUCCCCCUGUCCUUCACUAAAACUGGUCUGCAAGGGAGUUAUUUAGUUGGCCACAGGUAGACUUACUCAGUUUGCGUCUGAACGCCUGGUCGAGUGUGACUUGACAAGGCUGGCUGCUAGUGCUAGCAUCAGAGGCUGUGCUAGCUCGGAGUGCUUUGAGUUUAGGUGAUAUUUUAGGCCUGAGGUGUUUUUUUAGAUAUAAAUGUUUCAUUCAUGGGGCCAAGCAGUGUCGUCUCGUCUGCCUCCAUCAUGUGACAGAAGCACUGUGGCCUUCAGUGACACACAGGGUCAAAGGGUACCAUGGAACACGAUUAAUCAGCGUUAAUUUCUUUUUUUUGUGAUUAAUUGAAAUUAACGCACUAUGUUGACAGCCCUAAUACUUACUGUAUUAUAUUCCAUUUCUGCCAAUAUGUCCCCCUAAAUCCUAAACACUGUACGUUUAACACCUGGACACAAACAUGGUCACACACACUCCAAUGCUGCCUAUAAUUUACGUUGUGUUCAUCAUGAUUGUCUCAGUGUUUUGUAAUGACCGUUUAGUUGUUAAGUUAAACAACAAAGGAACAGCAGUUUAUUUUUUUCUAGGAAAAGGAGGAGUGGGCUGGACACACCACACUGUGCCAUGACCGGUUUAAAACCCAGUUUUUAAACAGAGUGAAUGAUUCUUGAUUGUUGAGGACGCCCAGUGCUUAUUCAGUGUGAGAAUAUGUGGGUUUUCCAAGGAAGAAAUAUUUUAUUUAUAUGUCCCAAGCCUGUUUUGUGAUGUUUUUGUCUUAAAUGAUUUUUUUCUAUAAUAAAAACUGUUUUAUUGAUCUCAA